Oryza sativa Japonica Group (Japanese rice) is the source of this 1089-nucleotide messenger RNA. RefSeq names its product ethylene-responsive transcription factor 8. NCBI's taxonomy places the organism in Eukaryota, Viridiplantae, Streptophyta, Magnoliopsida, Poales, Poaceae. Gene Ontology annotation, molecular function: DNA binding; DNA-binding transcription factor activity. The record is from RefSeq and is a predicted model, not a curated record. Gene Ontology annotation, biological process: regulation of DNA-templated transcription.
UCCCCUGUCUCUCCUUAUCCUAGACGCCACACACACCCAAACCCAACCUCCCAAAACACCCACCCGGUUUACCAGAGAUCCGCGCCCGCCACUUGUAAACCUGCUGCACCCAUGGCGCCCAGAGCAGCUACGGUGGAGAAGGUUGCUGUGGCGCCACCCACCGGGCUUGGUCUUGGCGUCGGCGGAGGUGUCGGAGCCGGGGGUCCUCACUACAGGGGCGUCCGCAAGCGCCCGUGGGGGCGUUACGCAGCGGAGAUCCGUGACCCUGCCAAGAAGAGCCGGGUGUGGCUCGGUACCUACGACACGGCAGAGGAGGCCGCCCGCGCCUACGACGCCGCCGCUCGAGAGUUCCGGGGUGCCAAGGCAAAAACAAACUUUCCGUUUGCAUCACAGUCGAUGGUCGGCUGUGGCGGCAGCCCCAGCAGCAAUAGCACGGUAGACACCGGUGGCGGCGGGGUUCAGACGCCUAUGCGGGCCAUGCCUCUGCCGCCGACUCUGGACUUGGAUUUGUUCCACCGCGCGGCUGCUGUGACUGCAGUCGCCGGCACCGGCGUUCGCUUUCCUUUCAGAGGAUAUCCCGUUGCACGUCCAGCAACGCAUCCUUACUUUUUCUAUGAGCAGGCUGCAGCGGCUGCCGCAGCUGAGGCUGGAUACCGUAUGAUGAAGCUUGCACCGCCGGUCACCGUGGCGGCGGUUGCACAAAGUGACUCCGACUCCUCGUCGGUGGUUGAUCUCGCGCCGUCACCUCCAGCGGUUACGGCGAACAAGGCGGCAGCUUUCGAUCUGGAUCUGAACCGGCCGCCGCCGGUAGAGAACUAGCUCAGGAUGGGUUAGCUGACGACUUUGUAGUUUCUCUCUUAUUUUCUUCUUUGAUGGAUAUUUCUCUCCGAUGUUUUGGUCCUCUGUGUUUUUGUUUAGUAGCCUGUGAGAGACGGAAGAGCCUUGUAAAUAGUUUUUCUGCCGAGGGCGAAAUUCAUCUUGGGAUCUGUUAAUUAGAACAGAUCAUGCCGGCGAUGAGAUGGACUAAACCGUGGAGUGUAUGUAUUCCUUUAUAUUAGUAUGAAGAAAUUAUUCAGAAAGUCACAAAAA